Molecule: messenger RNA, 1045 nt
Organism: Moneuplotes crassus
Lineage: Eukaryota; Ciliophora; Spirotrichea; Euplotida; Euplotidae
Source: the annotation of a GenBank genome assembly
GUCAUUAAUAGAAAAAUGGGCAAUUGUACACAAGCACAAAUACGUGAAAUGAAUGCUCCAUCAGGAAGAAUUCGUGCCAAGAGCUCCAAUUCAUUCGAAUUCUCAGAGAAAUCACUGGUAAAAAGUGACAAAAGUAGAGGGAAUUUGAGUAAGACAACAGAUACGCCUCACUUUGCAGUUCAUAGACGGAAAGCUAACACUCAGUGGGACACCAAGCCAGAAUUCAGCCUUGCUUCAGAGAUGGAGUCCAGCUGCGAUACCUUUGACAGCUCUAACAAGAAAAUUGACAAGAAACGACCUACCCUAAAAGAAGUCAUGAAGAAGCUGCUGAAAAAUAAAGAAAAGGAAGCUAAUCACGCCAUGAUCCUUCUUUCUGAAUGAAUGAGGGAUAAACUUAAGAUUUCCAUCGAGCACUGAGAGAAUCUCAUGAAAUCUUCUGAGCUAAAAGAUCUUAGAUACGCACGAGAUACCUAUACCGGGCAAGGGCUGUUACACUUUUGCUGAACACAAGGCCACUUGGAGUUAUUCGAGCCACUUCUCGAGCGAGAGCCUAACCUGAUCUUUUGUAAGGAUGAUGAUGGGAACACCCCGUUCCAUAACCUGUGCACCAACACGAAGAGUAACGAAGCUGAAUUGAUAUCAAUGUUCAACCUCAUGAAAAAGGAGCAUGUUGAUAUCCACAUUGAGAAUUCUUUGGGAGUCACAGGUUUGCAAAUCCUACAGGAGAGAGCAAAGGAAAACAACCCUUAUGAUAAUGUCCAAAGUGUUAAGAAGUUUCUCCAACACGUCAUUACUAGCUGUAUAAAGGAUGAUAAGUUAUCAGAGACCUUAUCUAGCUUACCUCUUACAGCUUUUUGGAGAGAUCAGGAUCAAGCUAGGUCGACUCAUUCAAGUUCUAGAUCUUCUGUGAGGAAGAAGAAAAGUUCUAGCCUGAAAAAGGUACGCUCGAAGCAAAGAAAUUUAUCGAUUAAGGAUAGGAAAUCAUAAUGAAGCUUAUUACUUAAUUUAUCGAGGAAAGUACUUAUUGUCUAUACCCUCUUACAGA